AUGGUUAGAAUUACAAAUAGUCUCUAUCACGAAGCAUAUGAAUACAUCAAGCAAGACUCUGCCAUGGGAGGCAAUUGCAUUAUAUUCGCAGCUUCUGAUGUAGAUUCCAUUUGUGCGGUUCACAUCUUUCAGGCACUGUUAAGGAGUGAUAUCAUACCUCACAAAAUUGUUCCUGUUUCAGGCAUGAAGGAUUUGGAAGACGCCAACGAGAAGCUUGUGUCCAAAGAUGAAAAUUUGCGUUCCAUCGUCAUGAUCAACUGUGGGGGAAGCAUCAUGAUUGGCAACUUGUUUACGGCGCAUGCGGAUACAAAAGUGUACAUCAUUGAUAGCCAUCGACCACUGUUGCUGGAAAACCUGCUGGAUGACAACAAUCACAUUUGCGUAUUUGAUGAUGAAAGCAAUUCACAUCAAAUGGGGACGGCGAUCAGUGCAUUCGAAAUGUUGAUGGCAGCAGAGGAUGAAGAUUCGAACGAAGAGGACGAUGAAGAGGAAGAAGAAGAUGAAGAUGGCAGACCACUUAAUCCUCGCAGUAGACAAAGAAGACGGCUCAAUGAAGCGUUGACGCCAGCGCAGAGAAGCGAAAGACGCAAGGCCCGCCAUACAGUCAUGGAUUAUUACAACCAAGGUGUAUUCUUUGCAAACUCAGUAUCUGGAUCAGUGUAUAAUUUGGCGCAACAAUUAGGAAAGACGAAUAACGAUUUAUUAUGGCUGGCCAUUGUUGGAGUGACAUCGCAAUAUGUGUUUGAGCGAAUUGAUACGAUCAAGUAUGGAGAGCAGGUGGAUAUAUUUCGAGAUGACAGAGCAAGACUCAACGUAGACAUGGGCGCCGACAAUCACUCGCAAAACAAAAACACUGCUGUCAUCAGAUCAGAGGACGAAUACAGAUUCAUGAUGUUCAGGCACUGGAGUUUAUACGACAGCAUGUACCAUUCUGGCUAUAUAUCCAGUAAAUUAGCGGUCUGGAAAGACGCAGGAAAAAAGAGACUGAACAACAUGUUUGCCAAGAUGGGCUUCUCUUUGCAGCAAUGUCAACAAGUAUAUACCCACAUGGACAUGGAUUUAAAGCAGAUGCUCAGAAACAAAAUCGAAGUGGUGGCCCCACUGUACGGCCUCACUGAUAUUUGUUUCCCCAGUUUUACGAGAAGCUAUGGAUGGGAGUGCUGUCUAUCAGCAAGUGAUGUUGUCUAUUCAUUAUCGACCAUUCUAGAGACAAGUCCUGCUGCUGCUAUUCGGUUAGGCGUUGAAAUUGAGCAUCGACAUGGCAAUGACGAUGACUGGAAGCCAACACAUUUAUCCUCAGACACAGCAGAGUUACGAUGUGGGAGAAGGGAUUGGUGGAUGCGAAAUUUCUAUACCGCUUAUGAUGCUCUGAAAGAUACAUCACCAAGGAUCAUUUCGCAAGGCUUGCGGUUGUGCAUGGAAACUCAAAAAGCAAUUGUACGACAAGGCACCUCCGUCAUUGACAAGCGUAUGGUCAAGCUGCUAAAGAACUUUCGAUUUGUGAAUAUACGAAAUACAGCUGAACUACCCAUGUUUCAACACCCUUCCUCAUUGACAAAACUUGGCUUGUUCUUGACAGAUGCGUACAGAGAACACGGAAAGAAGAAUUUACCCAUUGUCAUCUCUUCGUUUGAUGAAGAAUACAAUACAUGUCUAGUCAUCGCACUCUCAGGUGCACCCAUAUUCGGCGAAGUGCGCAAAAACACAUUUGGCUUGGCAUUUGAAGAAGCCGUGGAAAGCACCAAAGCUAGAAUAUCGUUUGACAGUUUCGAUCAAACAGUCAUCCAAGUACAUAAUAACGAUAUUGAGCAUUUUAUUGAGUCAUUGCAUUAUAAAACACGAUAA
Molecule: messenger RNA, 1845 nt
Organism: Mucor velutinosus
Lineage: Eukaryota; Fungi; Mucoromycota; Mucoromycetes; Mucorales; Mucoraceae
Exons: 4
Coding region: 1-1845 (614 amino acids)
Biological process (GO): mitotic DNA replication preinitiation complex assembly; DNA replication initiation; double-strand break repair via break-induced replication
Cellular component (GO): DNA replication preinitiation complex
Molecular function (GO): DNA replication origin binding; chromatin binding; single-stranded DNA binding
Source: RefSeq, a predicted model, not a curated record